AUUUAGUUUUUUUAAAGAAAUGAUUUCUUCUACCAUUGUUAUUUUUUGCUGGAGAUGGGAUUCAAUAGCAUUGUAAUACCAAUUCCUGUUGAUCCUUGUUUCUUAGGGCUGCAUAAUAAGCAGUUGGUGGGGUGGGAAGGAGAAUAAUUCUACCUUCACUGGAAGUUACAGUUAAUUAAGUGGUAGCUUUAGAAAGAGGGAGUCGCGAUAUCAUCCAUUACUCAUUAGCAAGAAUGUAUAUAUUGAGAUGCAAAUUGAGGGUUUUCCAGUUGCCGGUGGGGUUUCAUCGUGAUGACCAGAGAACAAGUCACCAUAUAACCUAUUGCAGUUUGUCGCAAAUCAUAGAGGAAACAGAAGAAGAUAGAGAUGUUUUCAUUAUUUUAUGGAUUAUAUAAGUACAUGUUUAGCAAGACAGAGUUUCAUGUCCUUAUUCUUGGGAUUGACAAGGCUGGGAAAACGACACUGUUAGAGAAAUUAAAGUCACAAUACUCAAACUUGGAAGGCCUUCCACCAGAUCGUAUUGUUCCAACUGUGGGGCUCAAUAUUGGUCGUGUUGAAGUAUCAAAUACGAAGCUUGUAUUUUGGGAUUUAGGAGGUCAGCCUGGUCUUCGCUCAAUCUGGGAGAAGUAUUAUGAAGAGGCACAUGCUGUGAUAUUUGUUGUUGAUGCUGCUUGUCCAUCACGCUUUGAGGAUUCCAAAUCUGCGCUUGAAAAGGUUCUCCGGCAUGAGGAUCUGCAAGGAGCACCACUUCUGAUAUUAGCAAACAAGCAGGACCUUGCAGAUGCUGUGUCAGCGGAAGAACUUGCCCGGUAUCUUGAUCUCAAGAAACUCGAUGAGAGAGCUUACACCUUUUUAGCUGUUUCAGGCUAUGAUGGGUUAGGAGUUAAGGAAAGUGUGAAUUGGCUCGUAGAUGUAAUGGAGAGGAGUAAGAGAACUGAAAUGUUGCAAAUCCGAGCAGGGGCAAACCUUAGCUCUACUUAGAAGGAAUCACCCAUUGCAAUAAUUGUUACCAUACCAUUCCUGUAACUUUUGUAAGUAAAUCAGGUUCAAGUUUUAAUCCCAUAUUACGUCAGUGAUACGAGUAAAAUGUGCUGUUAACCAGCUGUUAGCCUUCGCAACUGCCAGCUUCUAUGAAGUUUACCUCCAAAUUACACUUCCUCAAUAUAAAGACGAAAAGAAGUUCUUUGAUUCUCAUUGUCGAUGACUUGUGUAUCUUUAUUGCUGUUUUCAUACUGAAUAGAAAACCAAUUUAUACA
Nicotiana tabacum (common tobacco) is the source of this 1256-nucleotide messenger RNA. Lineage: Eukaryota; Viridiplantae; Streptophyta; Magnoliopsida; Solanales; Solanaceae. The record is from RefSeq and is a predicted model, not a curated record.